Molecule: messenger RNA, 2098 nt
Organism: Menidia menidia (Atlantic silverside)
Lineage: Eukaryota; Metazoa; Chordata; Actinopteri; Atheriniformes; Atherinopsidae
Source: the annotation of a GenBank genome assembly
UGCAGGGAAAGUCUGUGACACGGGAGGCAGUGGGUCUUUAAAGGGCUGCUCUGCCCCUGCUCGCAAGCCCAAUCUCGCAGGACUUGUUAGCGUAUCACGUGCCAGAUUCUUAAUGAAGUGGACACACAAGGGCCUGGUGUGCGCAUGCGCUCGGUGUAAAAUGUAGUUGGAAAUGAGGUGUCCGUCUUGGAGUAGUCGACUUUUAAAAAGCAUCGGCAGCCCGUGAUAUGACGACUUCGCUGGUUCUGCAUCCACGCUGGGCGGACACCUUCAUGUACGUUUAUGAAAAAAGCCCGAAUGAAAACAACCAGAAUAAAAGCCAAACAAUGGAGGGACUGAGCGGUAAUUGCCCCGCGACCCACUGCAGGGACCUGAUGUCGCACCCCGCGCUGGGACGACAUUCUGGCACCAUAGCGACCCACCAGGGCUCCGUCUACUCGGAUAUUUCCUCCCCUGACACCGGCCGGCAGUGUCCGGCGCCCCAGACAUCCUCGAGUGCUUCCCUGAGCUACGGCUAUCCUUUCGGGAACCCAUAUUACGGCUGUAGAUUAUCGCACUCGCACAACGUGAACUUGCAGCAGAAGCCUUGCUCGUACCACCCCGCAGAGAAGUACGCCGAGCCCAGCACAGCGCUGCCCACGGAAGAACUGUCCACCAGGGCCAAAGAGUUCGCCUUCUACCCGAGCUUCGCCAGCUCGUACCAGGCCGUCCCCGGAUAUCUGGACGUGUCGGUGGUGCCCAGUAUCAGUGCUCAUCCUGAGCCGCGCCACGACGCCCUGAUCCCCAUGGAGGGCUACCAGCACUGGGCUCUCUCCAAUGGCUGGGAUGGGCAGGUGUACUGCUCCAAAGAGCAAACCCAGUCAACCCAUCUUUGGAAAUCACCUUUCCCAGAUGUCGUACCUUUGCAGCCCGAGGUCAGCAGCUAUCGUCGUGGGCGCAAAAAGCGCGUCCCAUACACCAAGAUCCAGCUAAAGGAGCUCGAGAAAGAGUACGCAGCCAGCAAGUUCAUCACCAAAGACAAGAGAAGGCGCAUCUCCGCCGCCACAAACCUCUCAGAGCGCCAGGUUACCAUCUGGUUCCAAAACCGGCGAGUCAAGGAGAAGAAAUUCGUCAGUAAAUCCAAGAACAAUCACAUGCACACCACUUGAUAAGAUGAUCGACCUCCUUGAAAACUUAACUCCUUCCAAAAUGACAUGCCAUAUAUUUACCUCUUCCAUUGAAAUUCGUGGUUGACGAACAUUUUUGGCCGACUGUGUCUUUUUAAGUUGAGCUCGAUCAUCAGCUCCAUCGACCAUGCCAACAAGCCCCCAUGUUCUCAGUUUAGAGAUAAUGCUCUAAAAACUGUGAAAGCAUUGAAAAUUCACUUCACAUUUGUUUUAUAGGAAUGUACAUAUAUAAAUAUAUAAUAUUUAAAACAGUAUCUGUAUUUCAAAGACAAGUAUUGCGUGUUUUCUGUUUUUUUUUUAAGCCAAAUCUCAAAAGGACUAAAGACAUUUCUAAGACUUGCAACGGGGGCAGAUCGAAACACAGGAAACUUAUCGUUUUUUUCUUAAAAAAGAAAUAGAUGACCGCCAUGGACAAGAACUGUUGUGGAGUGGCGUCACAUCAAACUUGAGACUUAAAAAUCACCUUCCACAUUUGACAGAGAGGACUUUCAAGAGAAAGAAUGAUGGAGGAAAAAGAAAAAAACAAUCCGUCUCAAUUUCAAAAACAGUGUUCCUCUGUGUGGGAUGUGCUCUGUAAAGCCUGGGCUAAAACAAAGGCUGCUAUGUUGUUAAUCUGUAUAGUGCAAUGCCUACAUUAUUUAAUUCAUAUUAUCUAGUAUGGCGGAACUGUAAACUGGAAUAUCACAAACUUGUAUGUUUUCCUUUAUCAGUGAAGGAUUCUGUCAUGCAACUGGAAUGAUUGUAAACCAUUAAAGUCAGUGAGUAUUACAUAUAAUGCACAAUCGUUUUAUUUUUCAGACUUUGUAGUGUAGCAUUGGAGCUGGUCACACGCCUUGUACGAAGCCUGUAAUUUCUACUUUGGUGCAGUAUGUGAACUGUAUUGUGGUGUUGGAUUACGUCCUGGUAACGUGUUUCAUAAAUAAAUGAUGAUG